Solea senegalensis (Senegalese sole) is the source of this 1125-nucleotide messenger RNA. It is a transcript of the gene snrpa1, whose product is annotated as small nuclear ribonucleoprotein polypeptide A'. The transcript is spliced from 9 exons. NCBI's taxonomy places the organism in Eukaryota, Metazoa, Chordata, Actinopteri, Pleuronectiformes, Soleidae. The record is from RefSeq and is a predicted model, not a curated record. Gene Ontology annotation, cellular component: U2 snRNP. The coding region runs from base 119 to 1021 and encodes 300 amino acids. Gene Ontology annotation, biological process: mRNA splicing, via spliceosome. Gene Ontology annotation, molecular function: protein binding; U2 snRNA binding.
AAAAAGGAAGCGGUUCCGGUGUUUAGUAGCGGAAUCGUCAGCGUGUGAUCUUGGUAGCGUCUCUGUUUCGUUUCGGUACUUGUUCUCGUGUUCUCGUGUUCUCGUGGCCGUCGUCGUCAUGGUGAAGUUAUCCGCGGAGUUGAUCGAACAGGCCGCUCAGUACACGAACCCCGUCCGAGACAGAGAGCUCGAUUUACGAGGUUAUAAAAUACCAGUGCUUGAAAAUCUUGGAGCGACUCUGGACCAGUUUGACACAAUUGACCUUUCUGACAAUGAAGUCCGAAAACUGGACGGUUUCCCUCUGCUCAAAAGACUGAAAACACUGCUGGUGAACAACAACAAGAUUUGUCGCAUCGGUGAGAAUCUGGAGCAUUCGCUGCCGACUUUGACAGAACUGGUUCUUACGAGCAACAACAUUCAGGAGCUGGGGGACCUGGAUCCUCUGGCCUCAGUGAAGACGCUGACGCUCCUCAGCUUGUUGAGGAAUCCAGUGACCAACAAGAAGCAUUACAGGCUCUACGUCAUCAACAAAAUCCCACAGAUCCGUGUGCUGGACUUUCAGAAGGUGAAGCUAAAGGAGCGCCAGGAGGCGGAGAAAAUGUUCAAAGGCAAACGAGGUGCUCAACUUGCAAAGGAUAUUGCCAAGCGAACAAAGACGUUCACGCCCGGAGCAGCAGCACAGCUUGAGAAGAAGAAGGCGGGGCCGUCUCAAGCCGACGUGGAAGCCGUCAAGAUGGCCAUCGCCAACGCGUCGUCUCUGGCCGAGGUGGAGAGGCUGAGGGGGAUGCUGCAGGCCGGUCAGAUCCCAGGCCGAGACCUCAGACCAGGUGCUGGGAUGGAGGAGGAGGAGGAAGAGCAGGAGGAGGAGGAGGAAGAGCAGCAGCAGCAGGAGGAGCAGCAGCAGGAGCAGGGUGAACAGAUGGAGACUCACAUGGGAGGAGGAGCUAGUGAGAACAUGAAUGAGGGAGAUGAAGAUGAAGAUGAAGACAUGGACGAAGAGCCUCAUGUCAACGGCUCCUGAUUGGCCCUGGAAACAUUUCACGUGUUUUCUGUCGUCGUUUUGAGUUGAUUUUGUUAACCCAUUUUUUUUUUUGUAAAAUGUCAUUAAACAGAUUUUGAAUAUUA